Molecule: messenger RNA, 561 nt
Organism: Phaeodactylum tricornutum CCAP 1055/1
Lineage: Eukaryota; Bacillariophyta; Bacillariophyceae; Surirellales; Neidiaceae
Exons: 3
Biological process (GO): protein targeting to membrane; peptidyl-L-cysteine S-palmitoylation
Cellular component (GO): Golgi apparatus; endoplasmic reticulum
Molecular function (GO): protein-cysteine S-palmitoyltransferase activity
Source: RefSeq, a predicted model, not a curated record
AUGGUGACACUCUGGAUGACGGCACUCACGGAUCCAGGCAUUGUACCCUCGGUUUCAAGCCCGGCCAAACCACCCGUGCCACUCAUGACCGACGAAAACGGCCUGGAUGUGGCGGUUCCUAUUGGUGGGCCUUUGGGAUAUCGCUAUUGCUCGACCUGUAACAUUUUUCGACCGCCAAGAUCCAAGCACUGCAAUUCGUGCAAUGUUUGCGUUUCCAAAUUUGAUCACCACUGUCCAUGGACCGGUUCCUGCAUUGGUGAACGCAAUCACCGAGCAUUCUUUGCAUUUUUGUGCUUUAUCAGCGGUUUGACAAUUCUAGUCACGGCGGCGGCCUUACGGCUUUUUUUGGGCGCCUACCAAAUCAUCGUUGCGGAAUACGGAGAGCGCACCUCUCAUCGCCUCUGGCAGGCAAUGCUAAGCAUGCCUAUGACGGUUUUGUUUGGAACCUUUACUCUACUCUGUUCCUGGUCGUUGGUCUCCUUAUUGUUUUACCACGCUGUCCUCGUUUCCGUUUCGCAAACUACCAACGAAAGAGUACGGGGUGUAUACCGAUACGGAUCG